GAUGCGAGCCGGUGAUGUCAGAUGUCAUUAGCAUAUUUCUGACUAUAUCUGAUGCUUGCGCAAAGACGCGCACACUACUGCUGCUGCGACGCGCUGACCAAGAGCCCACCCGGACCAUCAGCCACCACUUCGACUACCUGCAACAAUGAGUGACAAGCCCGACAUUUCAGAAGUGAGCACCUUCGACAAGUCCAAGUUGAAGAAGACUGAGACCCAAGAGAAGAAUCCCCUGCCUACACAAGAAGCCAUCGAACAGGAGAAGGCCGACAAUGCGUGAAGCCCCUCCCCCCCGUCAUGCACUGUACACCCCCUCCUCCUCCUCCUCCUCCCGCAUUGCCUUGUUUUCAGCCACUUCUUCUAGAUGUAUAACUUUGUAACCGAAAGUAUGAAACGACAACAAUAACCAAGCUGCACAGCCUGUGGACCGGGUGACGCUUUCGACCAGGGGGGGGGGGGCCGGGCCUCGUCCCCUUCAAUGGAUUCCAAACCGUGAACCGCCUUCACGCAGGUCUUCCUAAAGGAUGGGGAGGAUUUGUGCGAGGCCGAGGGGGGGAACUGCGGAAGGUGUGUCGACACCACCUCCACAAGGGGACGGGGCGUGGCCCCCGCAUCCCAGGAAGCUCACCUGCGUCUCUCACACACACACACACACACACCACCAACACCCAACUUCCUGUGCGGCUGCUUUUGCGCCCGAGCCGAGGCGUCAAGCUUCUUUUUUUGUUGUUGUUAUUGUUUCUUCGUCUUCUAAUUUUCGGGAAAAUGCACAACUUUUUGUUUGUACGCUGGCCAAAAUGUAAAUGCCCCCCCCCCCCUUUCCCCCCAAAAAAUUAGAUACUGUUGUCUGUCACAAUGUUUAUUUUUUAUUUUUUUGUACGUUCACGAGGAUAAAAAAACAACCGGAUUCCAUCUAGAUCUGGGAGGCGCUCAAAUGGGACCUCGUUUACGGUUUAAUUGUAACGCCCCUUCAGGAAUCAGGAUGGCUUCUGUGUCGUCUCCCGAGGAGGAACUGGGAAAGCAAAAAUAUUCCGGCAAUUGAUUCCAUUUGUUUGCUUUCAACAGUAGAAUUCAGUCAUGUUACUCUGCCACAAACCAGAAAUGGGUGAAAACCGUGAAAUGUUGUAAUAAAAAAUAAUUUGUUACUAAAGAA
Cyclopterus lumpus (lumpfish) is the source of this 1150-nucleotide messenger RNA. Its product is annotated as thymosin beta-12-like. The record is from RefSeq and is a predicted model, not a curated record. NCBI's taxonomy places the organism in Eukaryota, Metazoa, Chordata, Actinopteri, Perciformes, Cyclopteridae. The transcript is spliced from 3 exons. Gene Ontology annotation, biological process: regulation of cell migration; actin filament organization. The coding region runs from base 146 to 277 and encodes 43 amino acids. Gene Ontology annotation, molecular function: actin monomer binding. Gene Ontology annotation, cellular component: cytoplasm.